AUGAAGGAGAAAGGUGUGAAAGCAGAUGUUGUGACUUAUAAUGUGCUUAUUGGUGCGCUGUGUUGCAAGGGUGAGGUCCGGAAAGCAGUAAAGCUCUUGGAUGAGAUGGUGGAGGUUGGUUUGGAGCCAAAACAUAUGACGUACAAUACCAUUAUAAAUGGGUUCUGUGAGAAGGGGGAUGCUAAGGGUGCCCAUGAAAUUAGGAUUAGGAUGGAGAAACGUAAGAAACGGGCGAAUGUGGUUACACACAAUGUGUUUCUCAAGUACUUCUGCAAGAUGGGGAAGAUGGAUGAGGCUAAUGUGGUACUGAAUGAGAUGUUGGAGAAAGGUCUAGUUCCAAACAGGAUCACUUAUGAAAUAAUAAACUCAGGCAUGAUAGAAAAGGUAACUGUUGCAUUCAACUUUGACGAGUUUGAUGAUGUUGCAUCAGAUGACUACCGAGACAGUGGUGGUGAACAAGAAAAUGAGGCACUUGCUAUCAGUGAUGAUGAUGUCAUGGGAGAAGCAGUGUAUGAUGAGGAAUACCUGAGAAGUCGCAAACAACAGCCAAUAUCGAGUGCUUCUGAAGAGGAUGAAGAGUUCUGGUUGGAACAUGAUGAAGAAGAGGAAUAUUCAUUGAGUACCAAGCUUGGAAAGGCAAGGAAAUCUGAUGCAUCAGGUACUGAUGCUAGCUCCAAUGCCAAGAAUGUGAUAUGGGGCUCACGACAUUGUGUCAAGAGCAAGAGGAAGAAGAAGAGGAGGAUACUCCUGAUAAAAUGGACCGCUAUGGCAGAAAAUAAAGUAGAACCGGAUGAGGAGCUGAAGGAGCAGCCACAAGAGCAGCCUGUAGAGAAGAUGAAUGCUCCAAGCUGGGAAAGUGGAAGUGUAGGCAGAACAUUCCUAGAUCUAAACGAGCUUGCACCUGGAGUUGGCUUUGACGAUAGGCCAAGCAAAGCUUGA
Molecule: messenger RNA, 939 nt
Organism: Miscanthus lutarioriparius
Lineage: Eukaryota; Viridiplantae; Streptophyta; Magnoliopsida; Poales; Poaceae
Source: the annotation of a GenBank genome assembly